GUCGCGACGGGUCCGCUGAGGCAGGGCGGGAGGGUGGACGGAGGGCCCGCCGGCCACCACUGCUCAGUCACCCAGCGGACAUAGCGGCGCACGGUCUUGCCGCACCGCCCAGUUGCCGCUCAGUCCACCACUGGCACCCGACCCAGGCGGCGGCACAUAGCGGCGGCUCCAUCCCUGCCACCGCUCCUGUGGCAUCCCUACCUAAGCCGCCCCCAUGGACUUAUCACUGGAUACUUGAAUCUGUUGUGGUGAAAUUAAGAAUGUAGAGAAUCAGCUGUUGAAGAUUAUGAAUUUCCGAAACCUUUCCUCGACUUUAAUUUUUGAAGUGUCAAGUGAAGCAAGGAAAUAGAAAAUAGCCGCCAGGAGAGGAAGUCAAGGCGGCGAAGACCCUGUGUGGUGGUGACGCGGGAGGCUGUGAGGACAUGAUACUGAGGUAGGCGAGGACACAGCAGCCACCUCCUGUAUGAAACUCCGCAGUCCUGACUCGGAUAAGAUGGAAGUGUUGUAUCCGGGCAACUUGGCUCUGCUGAGCAUGUUCCUUAAAAACCCAGAGACGGACAAAGGCGAAAUCAAGACGGACGAGGGAAAGCGAGGUGACGGCGCGGGCGAGUGUGCCGAUGUGCUGACGUGCGGAGUGUGUCAAAAGGACUUCCUUUUGGCCGACAUCCUCCGUUUUAUCCAGCACAAGGUCCACAACUGCCAGGCUCCUAGCGCGCCCUGCGGCCAAGAUGCGGCCUCCGGGGAGCAGGACGUCCCAGCCAGUGCUCCGCCCUCAGCCACUAGAGACCACAAUGGCGACGUGGGUUCUGAGGGGCCCUCCAACCCGGCCAGUCCCGCCACCGUCACGGGGGACGGUGAUGAUAAUAAGGCCGAUGAGAAACGCAAGAGGGACGACGAAGAUGAUGCCCCAGCGCGGAAGAAGCCUCGAAGCACUCAGGAUGCAGAGGCCAACACCACUGACACCGAGCCUGCUCGGUAUGUGUGUGGAACCUGCGGCGCCGUGCUGGGCUCCGCUUGGUCACUGGUGCAGCAUGUCCAGUCUUCGCAUGGCAUCAUCAUCUACCAAGAGGCUCCAGGAGGCAUACCCCUCUCCGCCCCCUCCACGCCGCCCGGCCUGCCAAGGCCCUCUCACUCUUCCCCGCUGGCGUCAGUGUCUUCCACAGCCACCACGGCCUCGGGACCUCAUCCACCCCCACUUCAGUUGCUAGAUCCAUCCAAGGUGGAUUUAACCAAGGUAGACAUUACCAAGGUGGAUCUCUCCAAGGUAGAUUUGAGCAAGAUUGCAGCACCGGUAACAUCAGGCGCUACCCCCCUGCCUCCCCAUCCCCCGGUGACGGCCCCUCUCCUAGACCCCAGCCACCCAUUCAACCUCUUACGAAUGCCCAUUGGGGACACCCGCGCCCCCUUUCCACCAGGCCUCACCCCACCCUUUGUGCGGCCGGGCCAUGACUUUCGGAUGGACCAGCUGCUUCAGGAGGGACUGCGCCUCAAUCCCGGCCUGCUUCCUCCGCACUUUGAACGGCCGCCCUUUCUUGACCCCGGGCUGGGCGCACCCCGCCAUGCGGCGCCCACGCCCCUAAAUACAGGCGGUGACCCAAACCUUGACUUCUAUUCCCAGAGGCUGCGGCAACUGGCCGGCACAACCAGCCCCACCAGCUCCACUUCGCCCCGCAAACCUCUUCCAACUCCUCCCUUCACCUCACCCAACGGCCCCACUCCUUCCAGCCAGGCACCCUCUCAGACGCCCACUUCUACUCGAACUGAUUCGACAUCGACGGCGUCCAAGCUCCGACGAUUCAAAUGCAUGACUUGCUACAAAAGUUUCCGGUGGGAGAGCAAUCUAGCCAUCCACCAGAGGAUUCACACGGGCGAGAAGGAUUACCGCUGCCCGAAGUGUCAGGAGACUUUAUCCAGCCCCCAGACACUGCGCAUCCAUAUGAAAUCACACAGGAAGAGCUCUUCUACAGAAAGCAACUCUCCGGACUCCUCGCGUCCUCAGACAGAGGACGAUAAUGACGAGGAAGAGGAAGAAGAAGAAGAGGAGGAGGAUGAUGAAGAAGAACCUGAUGAUGACGAGGAAAACCCUUCUAUUUGUGAUAGUGUAGACGAAGAUGAAGAUAUUGUUGAGGAAGAGAUUGAAGACGAUGAGCCUGAAGACCUCUCAACGACAUCCAAGUCUACCCCAGCGCCUCCCACCCAGAGCGUGUCCUCCAGCACAGCGGAGAACCACAAGAUGCCGCUCGGGGACCAGCAGAGGACUGUCGUGGGAGAGCUUAUUGAUAAGUUUGGUCUUGGUAACAUCUCCGCUUACAGUGAAGCUUAUCAGCAGGCACUAAAGGAGUCAGGGCGUCUGUCUCACCACUAUAUUGGUAAGGACGGUGAAAAAAACCACACUAACGGAAUAGAGAAGUUGAAAUUACGAGAUGAUCUAACGAAGGGCAUGAUGGGUUCCCAGCCGACUCUCGACCUGGCACACCAAACACUUCUGGGGGCGUUUGAUAAUCCAUAUGACGCACAAAAAAGGAUUGCUGCAGCCCAGAGGGAUGGAGGCCUCUAUGCCGGGCUCUGGUUCCCCAAUCUUGCAGGAACCGGAGCCCCACCUAAGGAUAUAUUUUCUGGCAUGCAAACAUCGGACGCUAAUUUUUUACACCGAAAACUCAUGCCAGAGGGACCCAUGAAGCCCGGAGAUGUGCCAGUGGCCCUUCCCAAGCCGGGCACCAGUUCGGCUCCCGGCACCCCGAUCUCUCUGGUUCCACCGACAAAAAAGGAAAGUCGCAGAAACGAUACGUGUGAGUUUUGUGGCAAAGUGUUCAAGAAUUGCUCGAACCUCACAGUGCACCGGCGAUCACACACAGGAGAAAAACCUUACAAGUGUGACCUGUGUAGCUACGCAUGUGCCCAGAGUUCAAAGUUAACGCGGCACAUGAAGACACACGGCCGCAUGGGCAAGGAUGUGUACCGCUGUCGUUUCUGUGACAUGCCUUUCAGUGUGGCAUCAACUCUAGAAAAACAUAUGAGGAAAUGUGUUGUAAAUCAAAACAAGAAAGGUUUAUUCCCACCACUGUCAGCCGGUGGCCACGAAGGACUGGACUCUUACAAGGGACUCCACUUCACACCCGUUAUUAGCGAUGACUCCUCCAAGUCGAGCAGUCUGUUCUCGCCGCACUUUAACACCACGCCCACCGCCGCCACCACGCCUAAUGACGAUACAGGAGAUUCAUCAAACCUGUCGGGCCCCGGAUCUUGAGAAUGGGCCCCCUUGGCAGCCCCCCAUCUGCCGCCGCCAGGAAGCCAGGGUCUCGCUCCCCCUACCAUGCGAUUCCCAAGGGCACCCACUCACCCCUGGGUUCAGUCUGGUCGCCCACCACCACCACUCCUGCUGCGAGGAGUGUCUGGGCCCAUGGCUCCUUCUGCACCCCCCUGGACUCCACCUGUGACGCCGCGCCCACCAGGGACGCCACCCAGCACCUCGGCGUCGCCCACCUGACCGACGGCGGCGGCAGCAGCGACAGGGCGGGCGGCAUAGCCCGCACAUUCCCACACCUCGCGUUACGUGACUUCCCAAUGAGCGGUGCCCUUCCUGCCUUCGCGUGGUGUAGGGCGCCUCAACAAGCUAGUCCUGUGUGUUGUGCGACGGUGGCGGCAGCAGCAGUAGCAGCACGCCCACACUUGGCCCAUUGUUCCUAUUGAUGUUAUAUGUUGUGUAGUGUGUGUUGUCUUACCAUGACUGGUCACAACAGUGACAGAAGGUGCGCUUAUCCUAGAGUGUGUCUGCCACCGACAGCUGAACCAAACUGGUACAAACACCAGAUACCCCGUCACAGCUGCUGUGCACCGGUGUCACCAUCAGCUGACCCUUACCGGUGCUACGAACGUUCCCCAGCCAGUCAGACACGAGGAGUCUGCAUCACUCGUGCACUUCACUGACGGAAGAUCAAUCACAGACUACCAAACAAUUACCAUGUCUAAAAGCUACGUGAGGCUUCUAGGUUAUCAAUACGCAGUUUCUUGCUCAAUACUGUGAAACGACAGACAAGGAACCUUCAGCACCUGUGAGGCAAAACAAAAGGAGGCCCAGAUGAUCUCUUCAACUGUGUUAAUCCACCAGAUAUUUUGAGUUGUGUAUUUGACUGAGAUAGGAAGUUUGUUAUUGUGUUAUUAAUAUUUUUAGAGAGAGGAAGGAAUAGCGUAGCUAUUUGGUGCAAAGAUGGCGCCCCUUCACCUCAGGGAUGCCAACACUGUCUGCGUGGGUGGUUGCCGGUACUGUAACAACUAGAAAGUGAAGCUUAAUCAGUUUCUUAGUUUCAUCCUGAACACUUGUCUGGGCAGUGUAACUAUAACAUUGAUCAUGAUCCUUGAGACUAACAUAACACCUUGGUUUUCAAACUUUUCAAGACUUUUGUUUCAGCUUAUUAAAAAUUGAUUAAUGCCGUCGAGCGUGUUCUGAGGGAAGAGAUAGGCGCCGCAGUAACUCUGCGCCUCUCCUGAUGCGUCGCGCUCUAGCACUGCAUAUGCAUCAUCGAGAUGUAGGUUUGCACCAGGAAUCAGAUCUUUCGACUGAUCAAUAGAUUUGUUGCUCUCUGCCAUCCAGAUUUUGUUUGAUGUGAUUCAACUAAAGCAAUUAAUGUACUGUUAUAAUAGCAUACAAACUCCUACCCACACUCCUCCCAGUGAGGCAAGUACAGGCGUGGCUCAGAGAUCAGCGAAUGUAGAAAAUCAAUACUGUUAUAAAAAUGUCACGUUCCAGAGAAAAUGUAAUAUAUGCACAACCCACCACCCCGGGGCACGAGUGGCGGCCGCAGGGUUGGGGGGAAGGGACUGUCGGUGGUCAACUGCUCACCACGGGAGUUACCGAGGCGCCCAGGUGACGGGUUGAGGGAAGGUGAGGUGACAGUGGCAAUAGUGAUCACAUCUUGACAAAUUGUGUUACUCUUGCAUACACUGUUCUGUUCUGGUAAUUUAAACUAAUCCUUUAAUCUAGUUCAUGACUGAAAAAGCUAGUGCCACUUUGGGUCAUCUCAGGUCACCUCAGUCUCUCCCUUCACUCUCAAAUCGCAUUGAGGUGCCGCCGCCAGGCCACUCUUACCAGGCUGUUUGAGUUGCGCAGUUCACCUCCUUGUUUUCUAUUAUCACUUGGUAUUUGAAGCACAGUCUUCACUCUUCCUCGGAUCCUUCUUGCCAGAAGACAGACUCGCGUGUUCUGUCUUGGGCUCCAUCAGUAUUAUCUUGUUUUAUAUCAAUUUCUUAUUUUCCCGCUUUCCUUUCUUUAUUUUGACGUUUUGCGCAUCGGACGUGUCGGAAAGGACUCGCUAACUGCUCUAUAGUUGGUCUAUUAUAUUUUGUUUGCAUUGACUACAUUCCUUAUUGUUUACUUUUGAUCGCUUUCGGUUACGCGUCAAAUAUAUAAGUGUUUCUUUGUUUUUUGGUAAGAGUUUACAUUUUCUCAUAAUAAUAUUUUCACUUUUAUUUAUCCGCCCAGAAACAAUUACGUCAAGCCAUCUGUCGAUAUUUUCUGAUGAAGGUUAGUGCGUGCCAUAUGAGGACUGUUUUCAUGAUAUCGGUAUGGAAUGCGAGAUUUUACGUCACUUGACCUCAAGUAAAAAAGAAAUAAAUGUUAUUGCACUAACUUAUACAUAAUGAAGGAAGACUUCAUCAUUUUCAAUCCAGUCGGAGUGAAAUUUGAACUCUCUCUUUCUAAUCUUACCUCUUACUUUCACAUCUUGUAUAGCGGGAGCAUUGGUUACCUGGGCUUUAAUUUGUCUGCAUCCAAGGGGAAUGCAAUCUGUUAAUGGUUUCUGGGUCCCCCUUGUGUAGCCUCCUGAGGGUGUCCCGCGGUGGCCUCAGGUCCUGUGUAGGGUGUGGCCGCGGCCCUCCCAGCUAAGGCGCCCUCAAUUCCCUCGAACGUGGGUUUCGAGCUUCUCAUGAUGUAAGCUUCAUGAUGUCCACAGUAUGGGGCUGAAGCCUCUCAUAAUAAAACCAAAGAUAACGACUAAAAUGCUCCCCGCCCACACCCCGCCCACCUGCCUAUGGUGGGUGGGCGAGGCCCGGGCGGAAAGGCUGCAUUUUGGACCAGUUCUACCCUGUAAAUAGUGUACAUAAGAUAGUUUAUAUUUGUAUAUGUAACUAUAGAUUAUUACUGAUAUGAACUUUAUCUCAAAAUUUGUACAAUUGGUGGUUAUGUCAACACUUCUACAAAGACCCAUCUCUGCACCAAAUAACUCACUGAUUUUUUUUUUAUUUCAAAGUGUUUUCUUGUCUUACUAUAUUUUUUUGAAUCAGCAGUCUUGAAGAUCUGUUGGAAAUAGAUCUAAACUGCACAUAGGAUUAAUUGAUAUGGUGUCCAAUGAUUGGUGGCGUCGGGCCCUCCAGCGGCGGCCUGCAGGGCACCGCCUUGAUGGGUGGAGGACGGCACGCCAGCAUCUGCCCUCCGCGGAUGGCGGUCUGCACUGCAUAACCAGGCAUACCAUGUCACUGGCCAUACGAGUAAUGCGACAGGGUAAGGGCUGGACCGCGUGUGCUGCCUGCAGGAUCCUGGCCGCCUUCUUAGCCUCCACGGGCAGCCUGUCUCGAGGAUGAUACUGAUGUGGACAUCGAGUGGCACUCCAUGGUAUCAGAUCGACAGAGUGGACAGCCAGGCAGCCAAGGUGCCUCCACGUACGCUGAGGGACAAUUGGCUGCCUGCUGGAUACUGGACUGGGCUGGCUGCUGUGGACUAGAAGGCGCUGGCCGGCGGCUCGCUGCCUCACUCGCUAAGAGCUACCGUGUAAAACAUCUGUGUUCUGUAUUCUUGAAUUGGGGUCAACCCGUUGUUAAUUGUAUGCACAGUUUUUAUUGUAAUUAAGGUAGUGAAAUGAAAUUAUCUUACUUGUAAAAAGAUGACUGUACCGAACACUGAUUUUUAUUAAUGUUGUUUACAAUCACUGUGAAGCAGAAACUUUAGUGUCACUAAUAAAGACUGAGAGAAUUCCGUGGCGUUGCUUACCCGAGUGACCAAAGCGCUUGUACCUGCUGUCAAUGUCAGCCUCCGAGGCCGCCGGGUGCUGCUGUCCCUUCCAAGGUCGUGCUUGAAGAGGGACUCUCGCCCCGCGGCAGGCUGGGGCGUGCUGCACGGCACGAAGGAAAUAACUGACCAUUUAGUUUCUGCAGUUUGAAACAAACCCGCGUGUAACAUGCUUUUUAUCGAUGGUGCAACAAAAAUAAAUAUAAAUCUCCUAUGUAGGAUUCAGUCAGUCGCUCGAUCCUCUGCUGGCGAUAGUCACUUGUUUCCUAUGUACGAUCCAGCAACUCUACUAAACCAGAGGAAAAUGGUGGAGGACCUGUGCUAUUUCUACUACACACUGUUCUCAUCUAUUUAUUAGAUUACAAUUGGCGUGAGGAAACAAAACCUUUGUACAUGUAGAGUUGAAUAAAUGUAUUUAUCUUCGUC
This is a messenger RNA of Portunus trituberculatus (swimming crab), 7426 nucleotides long. RefSeq names its product B-cell lymphoma/leukemia 11A-like. The transcript has 3 exons. The record is from RefSeq and is a predicted model, not a curated record. Bases 464 to 3247 code for a protein of 927 amino acids. Gene Ontology annotation, cellular component: nucleus. NCBI's taxonomy places the organism in Eukaryota, Metazoa, Arthropoda, Malacostraca, Decapoda, Portunidae. Gene Ontology annotation, molecular function: RNA polymerase II cis-regulatory region sequence-specific DNA binding; DNA-binding transcription factor activity. Gene Ontology annotation, biological process: regulation of transcription by RNA polymerase II.